AUGGUGCCUAUUAAAAAAGUCAUUGACUCGUUCGAAGAAUGGACGACGGGCCAGGCCGAUCGUAUCUGCGUCAAUAGCCAAUACACUGCCGGAAUCGUCCGGCAGACGUUUCCGUCGCUGAAAGACCGCCACCUCGACGUCAUCUACCCAUCGCUGAACACAGACCUUCUCAGCAAGCUCGAGCCUAGCCCUGUCGACCAGUUCCCAGAAGCCGAGCACGUGUUCCUGUCGCUGAACCGCUACGAGCGCAAGAAAAAUGUGGCGCUGGCGAUUCGAGCAUACGCGAAGCUCCAAUACGAGCUCUCUCCGGCCAUGUUCGAGCAGACAGCCCUCAUCAUCGCCGGUGGAUACGACCAGCAAAACGUGGAGAAUCAGGCGCAUUACGUCGAGCUGGUCGAGCUGGCCGCGGAGCUGAAAAUCCCCACAGGAAAAGUGGUGUUCCUGAAGUCUCCUAAUGACGCCGAGAAGCUGUACCUUCUAAAACAAUGCGCAGCCGUCGUCUACACUCCGGAAAACGAGCACUUUGGCAUCGUGCCCGUCGAGGCCAUGUUUUUCGGGAAACCGGUGAUUGCGUGUAAUAGUGGAGGUCCGAAAGAAUCGAUCGACGACACGAAAACCGGGUUCCUGCUCGAGCAGUCGCCCGCCGAUUUUGCGUCGGCGAUGAAGACGGUGGCCAUCGAUAGACGGAUCCGAGAAAUAGCUGCAAAAGAAGGGCCCGAACGAGUCAAGAAGCACUUCUCCUUCGCCGCCUUCGCCACCCGUUUCGACCGGUUCAUUCGCGGCGAAAAGCUG
Messenger RNA from Mesorhabditis spiculigera, 792 nucleotides. The record is from the annotation of a GenBank genome assembly. Lineage: Eukaryota; Metazoa; Nematoda; Chromadorea; Rhabditida; Rhabditidae.